Molecule: messenger RNA, 1719 nt
Organism: Dicrocoelium dendriticum
Lineage: Eukaryota; Metazoa; Platyhelminthes; Trematoda; Plagiorchiida; Dicrocoeliidae
Source: the annotation of a GenBank genome assembly
UUUCCUAUGCCCGAUAAACUGCCUUUCACAGACGAUGAUGAUGAUGAUACUAACAGGGAGAAGCCAGAUUAUGGGGAGUCGGCUGACCUUUCCGAAAUCGAAUCACUCACGCAAGACCCCUACUCGUCUCCGACUGAUCCUUCCCUUUCCGAAUCGGUAGAUACCGCGCAGUCUGGUUUUCCUUCACAAGCAUGGACUACCCUGAACAAUUGUUUGAGCAUGACUAAGUGGGUUGUACCCGUAUUACCGGAUUCACAGUUGGAGACCCUUCUGAAAGCGUCAAUCGAGUUGGCUAAGCUUGGCAAGGACACGGAUUGCUCGAUGUGCAAGGAUUUUUAUUCUUUCGGACUACUCACUUCUUUCUACAAAACAUUCCAAGAUGGAGCAGUGGAUGGCUGGGAUUGUCAGAUAUUACAUUACAUUUAUAUGAAUGCCCUCCUAGCCAUUGAACUGUGUGCGAUCAAGGCCGCGGACGAUUGCUUACCAAUCCUUGAGUUACAAUCAAUUUUAUUCAGUCCAGAUUCAAGAUUCCAGCAGCACAGCAUGUAUCCGACUAACAUUUGUUGGAAAAUUCAGCACGGAGAGAAAACUAACGGAACUCUUCGCUACACUCACCUUACUCCACUGCUUCCUCAUCUUUUGGCCAAAACACCUGGUGAACUUGCAACAUUUGCCCCACUAAAUUCAGAAUCCUCGCGACUGAAGGCCUACUUCAGCUCUCAGUCUCGCAGACAUUUGAUCCCCAUCUUAUCAGAUUUCAUAAACCUUUUCGGUCGGCUGGGUGGAUUUGAUCGACUUUUAUCACGAUUCACUCGCUUCGCUGAAUUAGACCACUUUCCUGCCUCCCUUGUUGCUGCUUACUUACAUCCGUUCAGCCGAUGCUGCGACUACCUGCAUUCGGGUGUCCUACAGACGUACUUCGUUCCCAUCGUGGAUAUUGUGGUCCCUCGUUUUUCCAAACUGAUAGAAACAAAUUCUACCGGUAACCAUAAAAGCGACCUGAAAUCGGAUUCUUUUGCUGAACUGAGUUUUAAUUUGCGCUGUCUUCUGCUACGUAUGCCGGAGCGAAAAAACUUACUGGAACAGCUCGACAUGUUUUGCUUGAAUCUAAUACUACGCCAUUUGCAGUACGCUUCGUUCAACAAGCGAAUGACGGCACUGAAUGAUUUGAACAGUCUGUUUCUACGCCUUAGUCCAAGUGACGUUUGCUACGCACCACUUGUGCAAACCCCAAUUGUGGACCCUCUCACUAUUGAACACGUUGCCAAUUGGAUGCAUGAAAAGCAGGUCCUCACUCUCAUACUACGCGAGAACUUGCAUCAACCGCAGUAUGUGGAAAGAGUUGAACGUAUCAUCCGUUUUAUGAUCAAGCUGAAAUAUUUGACUGAAGAUGAUCUCGGUCGAAUUUGGGAAUCUCAAGAUGGAAAGCAUGAGGCCAUCUCAAAGAACGUGUUCGAUAUGCUGGCCAGGCUUGCACUUGAAUUCACUCCAGACCAGCUCGAUUAUUUGUUUCGUCGUGUCCAGGUAAUUGACCAAUCCCUUUGCAAACUUUACGCAUCGACCAGUACCGUGCGUUUUAUUGAAAUUCCAUUUUCCGAAUAUUCGAGUUCCUUUCGGGUAUACCGCCUAUACUCGCCUCUUUUUCAAGUAUCCUAUAUUUUCCUAUCUACCCGUUCUAUAGUGCGACCAUUUGCGAUUGUUUUCACCGUUUCUGAUUAA